AUGGCACCCAUUGUUUACCCUUGCAAAGGGUUUCCCUUGGACACGGGCAAUGCUGAGCUGGAUGUUCCAGAUCCGGAGCUGACUGGCUGCACUCCUCUAUGUCUGGUGGUGAUCCUUGUCAGCUUCCUUGUCAUGCUUCUGCUCGUGUGCAUAACGGGUGGAUGGCUUCGCCUGGCUUGGUUGAGGUCUCACUUGAAGGCCUCUACUGUGGCGCACGACUACGAAGUCCUGCACACUGCCAGCGCCUCCUUCCUGAAGUAUGGCCCGUGGUGCCGGAAGGCCCACCGUUUGAUCGCAGAGCGAAAGGAGAAAAUCAACCAGGAAUCCCAGGGCCUGGGGAUCUCCCUGCACUUUGUCUUGGAGGAACUAGGAAGUUUGUAUGCCCAAAAGGCGCAAGAGGUGGAGUGGCGCUUGAAUAACUUCGGCCCCGUGACCAGAGUUGCGAUGAGCGUGUUGUUGCGACACCGCCAAGCCAGUCUAAUGGAAGACUUUGAUGCAAUUUGGGAUGGCAUGCCGGCUACCGCCCCACCUGAAGAUCCGAAUUUUCACCAGUUGGCUGGCUUGCUUGCCUACGGUCCGCAUGCAUUGGGAAAGGGCCACAUGUGUCCACGUGAUGGAAGAAUGGAUUGUAGCAUUGUAGAUGUAUUGUGGAAAGAAGGAAAGAGUGCCCCUGCCACCUGGUUCCUGUCCUACGUUUGGGGGUACGCUCUCAGCAGUGUUUUCAAAGCGCUGUCCAGAUGGUUCACCAGGCACCGGAUAGUGACGGAGGUUUCAUCUAAAGAGGUCUUUAUAUGGUGGUGUGUUUUCGUCAACAAUCAGUUCAGGAUCCUGCAGGAUGGUGAAAUGCAUGAAAGUCAGGACCUUUUCAACGUUUUCACGAGACUGUUGCAAAGAGUGGGCAAGGUGCUUAUGUGCAUGGACAGCUUUCGUGGCACGUACACCACCCGCAUUUGGUGUGUUUUUGAAGUCUUUUGUGCACUUCGUGCGGACGUUCCAAUCACCUUGAUCGUGCCUGAAGUUGAUGCCGAUUUUUGUGGCACUGUCACCACUGUCAAAGACCUUUGCCAGAUUUCUAUGGUUGAUUGUGCAAGUGCCUCUGCUUCCAACCCAGCAGACGCGGACGCCAUCAAGGAUCACAUAAAGAGGUGCCAUGCCUCAUUCGAGCAUGUCAACCAGGCAGUAGAACGUUGCGUUCAAGCUGAGCUUCUUUCAUACCUUUCACAAGUCAAUACAAUUGCUGUAUCAUCCCCAUAUGAUGAGCUCGAAGCACGGAGAUACAUUUCUGAGGAUCUUGGGGUGUCUUUGAGUUUUGUGGCAGGUGAGCUACAAAGUCUGUAUCACCGAAAAGCACAAGAAACAGAAUGGCGGUCCCAUGGCAAUUGCAAAGUCACCCAGUCUGGCUUCAAUGUGAAAAUCCGGGACUGUGCUGAUGUGGAGUCUGGUGCCUGUCUUUGGGAUGACUUGGAGGUUUGCAAGCCACCUGAAAAUCCAAAUUUUCACCAAUUGGCUGGCUUACUGGCUUAUGGUCCACAUGCAUUGGGAAAGGGUCACAUUUGUCCACGUGAUGGAAAAGUGGAUUGCAGCCUUGUAGAUGUAUUGUGGAAAGAAGGAAAGAGUGACCGUGCCAACUGGUUUCUCUCGUGGGCGUGGACCUAUUUCCUAAAUGAUGUUUGUCACGCUCUGGCCAGGUGGUGGGACAGAGAAUCAAGGCGGACCCAUUUUGGGAGGUGUGCUCCCAUGACCUCAGUGUAUGUUUGGUGGUGUUUUUUUGUGAACAACCAGUUUAGGAUGCUGCAAGAUGGUGAAACAGUGGACACUGACUCCCUCUUGGAAGUUUUUGCCAAGCCGUUAGCAAGAGCAAACAAAGUGCUGAUGUGCGUGGACAAGUUCCAAAACAGCACUUACAAUGACAGAAUUGAUGCGGCUGUUCAGGCCGUUGCGCAGCCCUGUGCCGAUUCUUUGAGUGCUUGGGCUCGUCGAGUCGAUGAUGCUAUGGCUUGGAGUAGUUUUGCUAUUGCAAGACAGAAACAAGCUCUGCUUGAUUUGCGUAGGCAUGUCGAGUCAUCAGCUCUCAGCUGA
This is a messenger RNA of Durusdinium trenchii, 2079 nucleotides long. The record is from the annotation of a GenBank genome assembly. NCBI's taxonomy places the organism in Eukaryota, Dinophyceae, Suessiales, Symbiodiniaceae.